AUGGCACAUUGGAAGUGUUUCAUUGGGUUUUUGGUGAUUUUUGGCGUGUUGCCAGGUUUUGGCGAGGCGAACACGUGUUAUUCAUGUUCGGGAAUGUGUCAUAAUGAGGACUGUAAUUGUCAGGUUUGUUUUGGGGAGAUGGUAGGAAUUCGGGCUGGAAAUGUUUGAUCUAGAAAUUUAGAACUUUGUUUAUUUUUCCAGAAUUUCAGAGAUUUGAUCUGAUUUUUUUGAGCUCGGAAAAAUUUGGCAUCAAAACCAAAUGUUUUCGGAAGAAAUAUCAUAACUUUCAAAAAAAUUUAGCUGAAAAUAAGCCACGUGGAUCAAAGUUUUCCGAAUUUUUUCUGAUUCACAAAAAAAUUCCACGUGGCUUUGUGAAUAUCCAGCAAAAUGUUUGGAUUUUACAGCCCGAAAAAUUCCACGUGAAUUUUUGAGAGAAAUUUUCAAAAUUUUGCCACGUGUAUUUUUGAUCCUAAAAUUUCCAAUCAACCCAACAUUUUUUCCACUUGGUUAUUUAGAAAAAAUAACUUAACUUUUCAAAAAAAAAAAAAAUCAGAUGAAAAUAUGCCACGUGGAUCAAAGUUUUCCGAAUUUUUUCUAAUUCACAAAAAAAAUUCCACGUGGCUUUGUAUCCAGCAAAAUGUUUGCCACGUGGAUUUUUAGCCUAAAACUUUCAGCUCAACAUUUUUGCCACGUGGAAAAAUAUUUUUUUCAAAACCCAAAAAUGCCCAUUUCUCCCUUCUCCUCCUCUUUCUCAACGAGAGCAAAACGAGCCAACAAAAAAAAUAAAUUACUAAAAAAUUUAUGAAACUCGAAACGACCUCAUUUACGACCGCCUGAAACACAGGCAGAAGCCAAAAACACGACGACAUUAUUCUUGAUGACCCAAAGACGGGAACUCAAAUGAAGAAAAAAAUGUUUUGGACAAGAAAAGAGAACCGAAAAAAAAUUAUUUUGUUAGAGAAAAAAACAAUUUGAAUAAAAAAAUUCAGAAUCAGGAAAAUUUUUCAGAAAAAAAAAAGAAUUUUUCAGAUGGGACAAUGCAGUGCGAAACAAUGCUUCAUUGAGAAAAAACCGUCGGAUAUUCCAGGAAUUAUGAAAAUCACUAAAGGUAUGUUUUUGAAAUUUUCGGGGAUUUUGAAAUCCGGAAAAUCUGUUGUGGCAGCGAUUUUUUUCAGAAAUCAAUUAAAAUUUUGAAUUUUUUGAAAAUUCCGUUAUUACCGAAAAUUUUUAUAAAAUUUUUUUGUGAUUUUCGGAAACUCUUAAAAAUGUUGACCAGCCUUCUGAAGAUCAAAUUUCCCCUCAAAAUUCCAAAUUCUUCCAGGUUGCCUCCGUCGAACUCCUCGAAUCCACCACGGCUGCGAAUACGAUCACUUCUCCGAUCACAUUCUCUGCACAUGCGAAGGUCCAUACUGUAACAAUCGUAUAAUAAUGAAUUCCACAAAACAUCGACAUUCUGUAGAAUGUCGAAACUGCCCCGAGAAGAAUCCCGAUUGCGGUCAAACAUGUCGAGGCAAUUGGUGUCACGAAGAUCUGCUGACUGGUGCAGCUGGAUGUGGACAUGGUCCACCAGCUCUUCCAUUUUUCUAUCGAGGUCCAACAAUUUUCUAUUAUCGAAGUCGAGUUUGUGUGAUUCUAUCGAGAGGCGCUGGAAAACCUCGAAGACAUUGUAUUUGUCAACAGAAUCGAUGCAAUUCUGUAUAUUUGAGCAAUCAGAACUCAUAUAAUUCGGAUCGUGAAAAAUCGAUAGCUACUAGAAAUAUUGCGAUGAGUAUUUCUGAACCGGGGCUUCCUUUACAUGUUUGUGUUAGUUGUGAGACAACAGCACAAGAACAAUUACCAAGAACAACGAAUUGUCAAACAAAUCGAUGUUUGGGGCAUUUUUGUACUUAUGCAGCGAAUCGGAAUUGGGGAGGAAGUGGUAGAUUAAAUAUGGUACAAUCCUUGACAGAACUACAGGGUUGUAUGAAUGUUACUGAUAGCCAAUAUGUGAGUUUUGAAUUAAAUUUUGGAAGUUUUUGAAAUUUUGAAUCACGAAAUGAAAAAAAAUACUUCACGUGUUUUAUAUUUUUUAAAAACGUGAACUUUUUUCAUUUUCAAAAAACUCACCAUUCCCAAAUUUUGCAGGUUCUCAAAGGUUGCUCACGAAAAUGGAUGCCAGAUGUUUCCGAAGAAGUUCAUUGUGCCUGCGUUGGUGAUCUUUGCAAUAGUGAUUCAGUCACCGCCGUCUCCUCUCCAAAAUCAAUCAAUACUGUGAUUUUUCAAACUUUGAUAGCGUUUUUGCUCAUAUUUUAUGUAUAA
Caenorhabditis angaria is the source of this 2298-nucleotide messenger RNA. The record is from the annotation of a GenBank genome assembly. NCBI's taxonomy places the organism in Eukaryota, Metazoa, Nematoda, Chromadorea, Rhabditida, Rhabditidae.